Vitrella brassicaformis is the source of this 1433-nucleotide messenger RNA. The record is from the annotation of a GenBank genome assembly. NCBI's taxonomy places the organism in Eukaryota, Vitrellaceae.
CUCGUGUCAUCCAGUCUCAUCCAUCCCACGCACACACAGAAACCAAUCCAUGACAACAAAACCGUCACGCACGCACGGCACGUCAGAGCAUGCAGAUAAGUGGCUACCUGUCUGUCUGUCAGUAGGGAAACGGUGAUGUGUGUCUACACGCCGCCGGAGAGACGUUGCACACAGGGAUGCAUGAGAUGUAGAUGGCAGGGGGAAAAUGCUAAAGCCGUGACUUGAGCGGGAGGACAGGCAGACAGGCAGCCACUCACUUUGCUGGGCAACACACGAUCCAUCCAUCCAUCCAUCCGUCCAUCCAUCCAGCCACGUGUCGACAGCACACAGACACAGCCAGGCAGACAGACCCCAAAGGGCUCUCCUCUUCCAUAGGGCAGUUUGGACAGUCUUCUUUGUUUUAGAUGGAAAUUGGUGGGUUGCUGAAGGCUUUGUUCACCAGGGCAGGGGGCCGCAAAGUGAGAUGGGGUCCACGGGGCCUUUGGCGUUCUGGCGCUUCUUCAGCAGGAGAUAGCUGUCCCACACCUCAUCGUCCUCAGGUCCCUUGGGCAAGGGGGGCGGGAGCGGCAGAGGGCCGGACACUUUGCGCAUCAUCCUCUUUUUCUUCAGCAGAUACGAGUCCCAGGCCUCGUCGUCAGACUGACGUGUGGGGAACGAACAACACCACACAAGAAGCCGCUGUGUGUGUGUCGUGGCUGUGUCUUGGGGGUGUGUCUGUGUGUGGCACGAAUGAGAGUAUUACCCAGUCGAUUUCGAUAUCCGGGCUGUUGGGUGCGUGCGUGCUGACGGCCGAAGCGCCUGCUCGCACCGACACACCACACACCAUGCACCGUUCCCACUUUCCCCCCCAUCGCAGUGCAUACAUACUCUGGAUGUUUCCGAUUUUCUGCAGAGGCCCCGUGAAGGCCACCAUCGUCACCAGCAGGACCUGGCGCACAGCAGCGACCAGCGACACGAUGACGUCCCAAGCCCCCAUCAUGUUCUUCGCAGAAGUCGAGGCUGAGAACAUGAUGCCGGUCGACACCCGAAUUCAUGUGAACCCAGGCCAAGAACUUGCCCGUUCUGCACAGAACUUGUCGUCCCUUGUUCCUACCUGGUAGAUGGAGCAGCUGCAGAGGACGACUGUGCAAAAAGUGGCCUUGCGGUGCGCUGCAGCCAGGGGAACUUGUGCUCGGUCCUCCGAGUUACGGCAAGUGGCACACUGCAAGACAACAAAGGAACCAAUUUUUGACUCUGCAGAUGAUCACGGAGAGACCAGAGGUGGGCACAGGUCAUGCAUGCUGGCUCUAAUGAUCAUUCUUGACCACUCUGUGAGCCUCCAGUGAACCGCGGUGGCAGGGCGCAGUCCUGAAGGCAUGCAAUGUGACUCACCUACCGAUCACACCGAUGCCGGUGAGUGAAGAAAGGCUGAUUCGAGAAAGGCUGGGGAUGAG